Molecule: messenger RNA, 609 nt
Organism: Trichoderma virens Gv29-8
Lineage: Eukaryota; Fungi; Ascomycota; Sordariomycetes; Hypocreales; Hypocreaceae
Exons: 2
Coding region: 1-609 (202 amino acids)
Source: RefSeq, a predicted model, not a curated record
AUGGAGAACCCAGAAACACCGCAACUCGUGUCAAAAUCCGAAGGCAAGGUGCGGGUUUUGCUGGAGUCAGUUACUCACCUUGUGCCUGGCAGCGAUCGUGACGAAAAACUCAGCUUCGUAAAAAAUAUCGUCUGUCAACGUCACUGGAAACGGGACUUCGACCGGAGCCAAGAGCGCAUGUACCCAUACGGCGACUUCUUCGGCCUCAAGAACAGAAACUGCUUUUUUCUGAUUGAUCACCACGGCCAUGAUCACACAGUUCAAGAGGAAGAAGUACCAGUCAUAUGGUAUAAGUGGACGGGGGAGUCCCUUAUUCAUAUGAACGAUACUUUACCUCUCUGGAUACAAGAAGAGCUUAAGAAAUGGCCAUUCACAUGGGAAGGAAGGACGGUUCAUCGGUUGCCCAGAGGACCAGAUGGGAACUUUGAACCAAAAGUCCAACGCGAAGUUAUCAAGUCCAAGCUCAACCUUGGUAUACCCAUGUUCGCAAGGGAUAUUGAAUUCCUAAGAGAGCAUCCAGAACAUGCACUGUGGCUCAAGGCUCGUUUAGAUCGUGAAUUGUGGGCUCAAAUUGAGCCGUUUUGUGAACUCCCGGAAGAAGUAAAGUAA